Molecule: messenger RNA, 1650 nt
Organism: Pseudozyma hubeiensis SY62
Lineage: Eukaryota; Fungi; Basidiomycota; Ustilaginomycetes; Ustilaginales; Ustilaginaceae
Product: atypical/RIO/RIO1 protein kinase
Exons: 2
Coding region: 1-1650 (549 amino acids)
Source: RefSeq, a predicted model, not a curated record
AUGAAGCUGUGGAAGAGUCGCGUCAAUAUCAUGAUCGCGAAUGACAGGAUUGCGUUGAGUCAAGGAAGUAAGGAAUCCUACGAGAACAGCGACUUUGAUGCCACUAUGGGCAUGUGCCAUCAAGGCACCGUCAACGUCAACUUCCAAAGGAUGCUUCUGCGACCUUUCCUCCUUGCGGCAUGCAUCAACACAUUGGCAUCACGCGUGCUCUGUAGACCAACUGGUUCUGAUAGGGACUGGGAAGUAGGGCGCUCGCCAACCAGCGGACUCGCAGAAAGUAGUUUCUCUAGCAACGUCAUCCCAUGGAGCAGUGAUGGAAGUUCUUCGUCUGGGACCAAGCGACCUUUCAGCCCUGACCCCUGGACUCGAGAGUGGUUUGACAGCCCUUCCGUACCUCAGACCGGCAUCUUCGGAUUGCGAGACUCGGGCUGGAAGGACAUACCACACGAAGCCGGUGCUUCGACGGCGCCGGAUCACGAGGCCCUUGGUCCACAGAAUGAAAUGACGAUUCACGACAAUUUCGCAACCAGCCUCGUUCCGACGAGCCUCGAUCGCGGCGUCGACGCCCAGCUCCAUUCUGGUCGUUCUCAGCAGCCAGCACCACUUCCUCUCAUGGGACCACUUGUCCCAAACCGCGGUCAAGCCGGCGAGUCUUUCAAAUCGCACGCAUUGUUGAAAGAAGGUCAGCACGAGGAACGGUCAGGCCAUGUCGGUACGUCUUCGUCUAAUCAAGGGGCUGAUCCGAUGCCGGCUGAGCCGCUGUCGUCAGACCCGUCUGUCUUAGCUGAAGAGAGACAGCUUCAUAAAAUUCAAAAAACACCAGCGGCUCGAAUGGCGCGGGCGCGGGCAGAGCUGAAUCGCGUGAUACUUAACACCAAUAAGCGGACUGCCUUCUCUGGCAGCGCAACGAAUGCAGACAAAUGGCAGCACCGUAUGCGAGAGGUUCUCGGAAGCGAAGACGUAAAGAUCUUGCCCAUACAGCAGCCUGCGGGAAUCACCGACAGGGUGUUUAUCGCCAAGUACACUGACCCAACUCAAGCGAUGCCGUCGGCCGCGUCCGUACCUCGAUCUUGGCAGAUGGAUUCCUAUGGGCUUUUAACGUGGGGACACUUCCUCUCCCUCUCUAAGCAGCUGAAAGUGCAGCGGUUGUCGCAGCUGGUCACUGGAAGCCAAUGGAAGCGACUCUACGUCUAUCUGAACAGCGAUGCCAAACGUGCUUACAUCAACCAGCAUUAUUUUAAUAAUCUUGUUAGAUGGCUCCCCAUCAACGAGAACGAGUUGCAUUGGACCGGGUUGAACAAGCUUCAUUUGGGAAGACAAGUUCAAUACGUUCUCCCGCCGAGCGACGGACACGAUAUGGCGCUGAUACUUGAUCGUCAUGAUCGACCUCAGAAUGGAGUCGGCGCAUUCGUAGCGAGGAUGACGGGAACCACUGAUUUGGAACAGUCAGUCUCGGUGUGGUCUCCGGCGCUGUUCGAUGGGGAGAGGUAUACUUUCAUACUAUAUGGCGUGGGACAGAUCAAGCAAGAUCGCGUAACGCAGGUUCUUGGGAGGCUGGAAGCCCUACAGAAGACCGCCGAGACGAACAAGAUCGCUUACACCGCCACCCGCGAUAUUGCCGACUUGCGCGGAGCCGGCCAUCUUGUGUAG